AUGUACUAUGAUGUAGUGCUUAAAUAUGUCAGAACUUCCCUUUGGCUUGUAUCAUCAAAUGAAUUAUUAACAGCUUUUACCCUGUUGUCAGGUUGCGAGAGUGGUGUUAUACGAGCCUCUGAGUUUUGUACUUACCACACACCACUAAGGAAACAGGAUGAUUUUGUUAAUUCAAUGCAUGCUGCACGAGAGUUUAGCUCAAGGGUUUCUGAUUCUUUGAAGAUCGAGAUCUUUCCGUUUUCAGUGUUCUAUAUUUUCUUUGAACAAUAUCUGGAUAUAUGGGAGACAGCUGUGAUCAACAUUGCUAUAGCACUUGGUGCUGUAUUUCUUGUUUGCCUAGUUAUCACCUCCAGUUUAUGGAGUUCAGCUAUCAUUGUUCUUGUCCUGGCCAUGAUUGUUGUGGAUCUUUUGGGUGUGAUGGCAAUUCUGGAUAUCCAACUGUAUCCUGUUUUUGUGGAGGCAGUAGCUGUUGUUUGGCGUAGAGCCAAUUCAACAGGACUUGCUUGGAAAACCAUUGUUCUGUUGACAACAUUUUUGCUCUUAACACAGGUAAGCCAUGGAGAUAGGAGCCAACGAGCAAAGGAGGCUCUGCGUACGAUGGGAUCUUCUGUCUUCAGUGGAAUUACACUCAUAAAGCUAGUCGGAGUCAUUGUCCUUUAUUUCGCAAAAUCAGAGAUUUUUGUGGGUGGUAUUGAUUAUGUUUGGUCCACCAUCGAGAAGUGUGCCCAUUGAAAGAGAGCAAGAACUUGAGACUUCCACUUUGUCACGCUUGACUGAUUGACCAAAUGCAUUUGAAAGUUGGGUGGUUUUAUGAUGUAAAAUUAUGCAAGCAAGAAAUGAAAACAAAAUGACGGCAAGAAGGAAAAUAAACAAAUAAGGAGAAAGAGGGAAAGGAAGAAAGCACAUGUAUGUACAAUGAGUUAAAAACAUGUAAUUGCUUUCUACCCAAAUUAACAGUGCAUAUAUUUUGGUCAAUGCUUAUGGUGUCAAAGUUUCUGUUAUCUUCACAUUUGUUGUCAGGAUCCUACCAUUUCUUUCCUUGUCAUUAUGCUAUGCUGUGUCAAUAGUUGACCCAAACAUUAGUAGGUUGGUUUUGGGUUGGAUCUAUAAUAAUGUAUUAUUAUGUCA
Camellia sinensis is the source of this 1128-nucleotide messenger RNA. The record is from RefSeq and is a predicted model, not a curated record. NCBI's taxonomy places the organism in Eukaryota, Viridiplantae, Streptophyta, Magnoliopsida, Ericales, Theaceae.